This is a messenger RNA of Cottoperca gobio, 5935 nucleotides long. RefSeq names its product potassium voltage-gated channel subfamily H member 7-like. The record is from RefSeq and is a predicted model, not a curated record. The transcript has 21 exons. Gene Ontology annotation, cellular component: plasma membrane. Lineage: Eukaryota; Metazoa; Chordata; Actinopteri; Perciformes; Bovichtidae. Gene Ontology annotation, biological process: potassium ion transmembrane transport; membrane repolarization during cardiac muscle cell action potential; regulation of ventricular cardiac muscle cell membrane repolarization. The coding region runs from base 1 to 3138 and encodes 1045 amino acids. Gene Ontology annotation, molecular function: inward rectifier potassium channel activity.
AUGCCGGUGAGACGGGGCCAUGUGGCCCCCCAGAACACUUUCCUGGACACCAUCAUCCGCAAGUUCGAGGGGCAGAAUCGAAAGUUUAUCAUCGCCAAUGCACAGGUGGAGAACUGUGCCAUCAUCUUCUGUAAUGACGCCUUCUGUGGGAUGUGCGGUUACAGCCGGGCCGAGGUCAUGCAGAAGCCCUGCACCUGCAGCUUCCUGUAUGGACCGCACACCAAGAGGCCAGCGGUGGCCCAGAUGGCUAAAGCUCUGUUGGGAGCAGAGGAGAGGAAGGUUGAAAUCUCCCUCUACACUAAAGAUGCAGUGUGUUUCCACUGUGCAAUAGACGUGGUUCCAGUGAAGAAUGAAGACGGCCUGGUCAUCAUGUUCAUUCUCAACUUUGAGCUCCCCACAGAUCCCAGACCAACUAACAGCUCCCCAGCCAGAGAGCUCAACAGAGUGCUGCGUAUCCCCUGGCUCACCCUGGCUCGGCCGCAGAGUCUGCGCCUCUUCCUCCGCUCCCUCAGCCGCAGUACGAGUGUGCUGUCAUCGGACACAGAGCUGGGUGCUCCUCAUGCAGACAUCCCUCCCAUUGGACACGAGUCUGUGGCCCUGGAUAAACUGCUGUCCCUCCCUGAGAGACAGCAGCUGGAGGAGGCAGGAACUGGACUUCUGCUGUGGGACCAAGAUAGGGAGGAGGAGGAGGAGGAGGAGGAGGAAGGAAUGAGACAGAUGAGCCAGAGCCUGCUUGACACAAAGACAAUACCUCCUGGUGAAAUCAGACCUCCCUGCAAACUGAUGGACAGAACACACCACGUCACGGAGAAAGUCACCCAGGUGCUGUCUCUGGGUGCGGAUGUGUUACCAGAGUAUAAACUGCAGACUCCCAGGAUCCAGAAGUGGACCAUCCUUCACUACAGUCCAUUCAAAGCUGUGUGGGACUGGGUCAUUUUGCUCUUGGUCAUUUAUACAGCCAUAUUCACUCCUUAUUCUGCUACUUUUCUAUUGAGUGACCAGGAGGAGGCAGCCAUGCAGACCUGUGGUUACUCCUGCUCCCCCCUCAAUGUGGUGGAUCUUAUAGUGGACAUCAUGUUCAUUGUGGACAUCAUCAUCAACUUCAGGACUACAUAUGUUAACUCUAAUGAUGAGGUGGUGAGCCAGUCUUCUCGGAUCGCAGUCUACUACUUCAAAGGGUGGUUCCUCAUUGACAUGGUGGCAGCCAUUCCUUUUGACCUCCUCAUCUACCGCUCAGGAGAGGAGGUGACCACCACACUGAUUGGCUUACUGAAGACAGCGCGGUUACUGCGAUUGGUUCGUGUAGCCAGGAAGUUGGACCGUUACUCAGAGUACGGGGCAGCUGUCCUCUUCCUCCUCAUGUGCACCUUCGCCCUCAUUGCCCACUGGCUGGCUUGCAUCUGGUAUGCCAUAGGUAAUGUGGAGCGUUUGGCCUCGGCUGGGAUCGGCUGGUUGGAUAAUCUGGGAGAGCAGCUGGGGAGGCCAUACAAUGACUCCAUCAUCGGGUCAGGCCCUUCCAUUAGAGAUAAAUAUGUCACCGCUCUAUACUUCACCUUCAGUAGUCUGACCAGCGUAGGCUUCGGGAAUGUCUCCCCAAACACCAACUCUGAGAAGAUCUUCUCCAUCUGCGUCAUGCUUGUUGGUGCUCUGAUGUAUGCCAGUAUUUUUGGUAAUGUGUCAGCCAUUAUCCAGCGGCUGUACUCUGGUACGGCACGCUACCACACCCAGAUGAUGAGAGUUCGAGAGUUCAUCCGCUUCCACCAGAUCCCCAACCCUUUGAGACAGAGGCUGGAGGAAUACUUCCAACACGCUUGGUCCUACACUAAUGGGAUAGAUAUGAACGCUGUUCUAAAAGGUUUCCCAGAAUGUCUCCAGGCAGACAUUUGUCUCCACCUCAACAGGUCACUGCUGCAAGACUUUAAGGCUUUUAAAGGAUCCACUAAGGGCUGUCUGAGGGCGCUAGCCAUGAGAUUUAAGACCACCCACGCUCCUCCUGGGGACACCCUCGUCCAUGCUGGAGACCUGAUCUCAGCUCUGUACUUCAUCUCUACAGGAUCCAUAGAGAUCCUCAAAGGAAACGUGGUGGUAGCGAUACUGGGGAAGAAUGAUAUCUUUGGGGAGCUCAUCAAUCUGUAUGCUCAGCCAGGAAAAUCCAGUGCUGAUGUCCGAGCUCUGACCUACUGUGAUCUGCACACCAUACACAGAGAGGAUAUGCUGGAGGUUCUUGGCAUGUAUCCUGAAUUUUGUGAAUAUUUCUGGUCCAAUUUGGAGAUCACCUUCAAUCUCAGAGAUGUGAAUAAUGAGUUUCUGAGUGGAGAAGACUCUGACUGUGAGGAACUGAGCAGACCACAGAGGAAACAUAAACUCUCUUCCAGUCACACAGGUAGCACUUCACCAUUACAAACAGCUUGUAAGAAGGAUGCUGGACAGUGUAACAGACCUCUGUGUUCUGCUCAGCGUGGCGAGUAUAAAACAGAGAAAGCUGGAUGCGGAAUGUCGCACUUUCCAGGUGACACCGCAGAGAGACAGACUGCUGCCGACACAUGUAGAAGAAGACACAGUAACGGGGAGCAGCGUGCUGGCCACAACAGAGAUGAUCACACACGUGCACUAUAUGUCCCUGUGUUAUCCAGUGACGAUGAAGGGGAGGAUUCAGAGGUGACCUCCAUGAUUCAUACUGCUGCCACAAACACUGAUAGGAGAGAGAAGACCUGUAACCCUGUAACAGAAACAUUCUCAGGAGUGUCCAACAUCUUUACCUUCUGGGACUCAGAGAGCAGAGAGGAGCAGAGACACCAGGAGGAGACCUCCUCCCUCAGCCUUCACUCCCCUCGUCCUGAGCCUCCCUCCAGCCCUCCUCCUCCAACCAUCAUCUCUCUGAGGCAGAAGGUGGCGUUAGAGAAGAGGCUGGAUGCUAUGCAGCGACAGAUAACCAGGUUGGAGUCUCGUAUGUCAGCAGACGUUGGGAACAUCAUGCAGCUGCUGCAGAGGCAGAUGCCAAUGAUUCCACCUUCCUACAGUACCCUCACAUCAACACCUAACGCACCCUCCUCCCCCAUUCUGUCCCCCACUGAUGCCUCCCCCACAGACAAGUCCCCAACCACCAACCCCCCGCACCCUGCAGCAACAGUCCAAUGAAAACCAAGAUCCAAUCCUUCAACAACUUCCAGAAUCUAACUCUCAUGAUUGUGGCUCUGUCCUCCAUCUUACUGCCUUCCCGCUUCUCAUACCUGCUUCCCCCCCUCACACUUCAUUUCAUUCACUGUUUUCUUCCCCCACCUUACCCCAGAACAGCUCUCCACCCCUUCCUCAAACUUCCACCCUAAAUCCCCUGCUCUCAGAGAGACUUGAUCAACCAGCCCUUCCUGUCAGGACACAGAGCUCAGCCUCUGUCUCACAGGUACUGUCACCUUUCAGUAGUCUCUUAGCUUUAAGAGGGAAGUAGGAAAGAGAACAAAAUGUUCUGUUCUGUUCCACAAUUCUGAAUUCUAAUCAGAAAUCUUGUUUUCCCACACAAUUUCUUUCUUGACAUUGUUUGCAAAGUGUCUACAGACAGAACCUUGCAAUACAGAUAUAGACUGAAUAUAGUAGGACCCAGCCAUCAGAUUAAUGCAAAUAAAGUGAUACAAUUCUGACUUUUAUUCCCAGAAUAUUGAGAUGAAUCAACUCAAACACACAGCCUUAUCCUCCAAGGUUAAGCCUGAAUUACUUAAGCCAAACUUUAAAGAACAGAACACAUUAUCCAAGUGUCCAUGUAAACGUAUCCAUCAAGAAUUUCAUUGAGAUUUUAAUGCAUUAUUUACAGGGCACUAUCUAGACAGCCAUCAUUUUCUCCCUCUUAGAGUUCAGUAUGACACAAUUCAAAUCAAACCCACAUUCACAGAAACACAGGCUUCUGUGGACUCUAAAAUUGAUGACCUUACUAUAUGUCCCUCCCUGGCAAGACCAGUCCUCCAAACUCAGUCCAACUGUCGACAGCCAACUCCUCCAUCAGCCAACGUAUCCACAACACAGUCAGGCAGAGCUUCACCUCCAGAGUGGAAUUGACCAAUCAGAGCAGCAUGGGAGCCAGCAGCGCCUGUCGAUGCCGGGUGAGCCGGCGUCAUCAUUGGAUAGCAGCUAGCCGAAGCCACACUACAGUUGAAACCCAUAGAUUAGCAGUAAUGAAGAGGUCACCACUUUGUAAACAUGCUUCUGUCAACAUAAUUACACAUAGAGAACAAUAAAUGACUAAAACAUAGAUUCAUGGAUCAAAUAAUCCGGUCAUUGCUGGGGAUUAGACCAAGAACCUCACGGUGACAAGCCUGCUUCUCUAUCUUUCUCUCUAUCUAGACAAGUUAUAUUUCAUACUCGCAGGACUGAUACCAACUCUGUAUGUACAAGAUGGUAUGCCAUGUGCACAAAGGGACUCUGAUGGUGUGUGGCACAUCUCCUAGCAGGCAUGUGUGGCAGAAUAGUAGAAUACAUGUGUAAUAUAAUGAAUCAAGUUAGAAAAAGUGCAGUAGCAAACAAAAUACUGUAACGAUAGUGUAAAUCCAUUGUGUAAUGUUAUUAGUAAUCUUGUUUUAAUUUGGUUCAUUUUGUAUAUGUGGUCAUAUGUUUAAGUCUUUCUGGUCCUGGUUUGUUUCAUCAAACAGUGUAAGUAAUGAACAUGCUCAGUUAACCUGGGCAGAACAGAAGCUUAAGCAGGACAUAUUGUUAACAUCACAUGUGUUGUAUGUAGUCCCAGACUUGACCAGACUGCAUGGGCUGGAAUAGAACAGUAAAGUAGCCAGGCAGAUGGUCUUUGUUCUAAAAGAUACCAUGUCAUAGAGUUGUGUAUUGAAAUAAUUGCGUGGAAUAUGAUGGUGUCUCCAAACAGAGUGCGUUAGGGAAUGUCAGGACAUUUUUUGCAAAUAAGUCGACGCACAAGAACAUCUUGGAAUAUAAUGCUUGUUUUUCACAUUUCUUGCAUUAAAUGGUAGUUUUAAACUGUCCUCACCUCUGCAAACCUAAAAGCUCUAGAAUCACGCACAUACUAACAAGCAACAGAUCAGGUAAUAGUCUCAGUUAUGGGAACUUCAUAGAUCACUUGUUGUUAUUAAUGGUCAAUAAAGUUUUAGCUAAAUGUAUUUUAAAAUGUUUAAGGUUAAAGUAAUAAACAAUUCAUAAAAGGUGCCUUAUUAGAAAGUGGUACCAACUUAUGGACUGUAAUUUUCUAUGAAGACAAUAGUUAGAAUCCAACAGUCGACUUGCUCAAAUUUGCCUGUGACACACACGCUUUUCUUUCAAAACUGGAUGCAGAACUAAAAACAAACACUGAUAGAGGAUUAGAGGACUCUUAUUAUGAAGGAGUGUGACUUCCUUUGAUCAUACUGUCGUUUCCUACAGAACAUGCUGAGCUGUUUGGGCUGAAAUUGAAAAUGAUUUCUGAUCUUUUAACAUUUGACUGUACCGUUAAAACUGUGUUGUGAAGUGUGUAAAGAAAAAACCUGUGUCAUUGUUGAUAUGUGUCAUUGUUGGCUUGUGUACACCAUUCGUCAGUCUUAUCCAGAACAACUGAAUGCAUUUAUUUCAAUGUGGAGGUAAUCAGAAGCAUCCAAACCUCAGCGUAGAUCUGUAUGAAUUGUAUUUAUGUAAUUUUAUUUUUCUAGAGCUUCCACAGGUUUUUCCUGAGCUGCUUAAAGUUUUAACAACCUAGGCUGCUCACUGGAAACAAGAAAAGAGCCCACAUCACCCCCUGCACUUAGCUCAUUUAGAACACAACUCAAAACCUAGAUUUAUUCUUCAGCCUUUGUGUCCCGCUGAAUUGUGCCGUCCUGUUUUGUUUAUUUGUUUGUGUCAUUUUAUUGUUGCGUCUAUGUUCCUGCCAUGUAUGUUUCAUUAUGCUUAAAAAAUGUUCUAUUUAUAUUGUUCUUGUUAUUGUGUAUGAAUAAAAAUCAAAGGGUUAAACAUU